UGGUCUACUCUGUUAGAGGAUCAGUCCAGGUGUGCAGUGUGUCACCAGGUGCUGAGGGAUCCAGUCUCUAUCACCUGUGGACACAGGUUCUGCAGACAGUGCAUCACCAGAUACUGGGAGAAACCUGCUCCUUCAGGAGACUAUGACUGUCCUCAGUGUAGAAAGAGAUCCAGAACACGUCCUGUACUACAGCACCUGAGUGAACCUGAUGAUGCAAGAGGCUCUGAAAACAUGGAUGACAGCCUGCAGAGAGCCAUAGUAAACCACAAAGACAGUCUGAAAAGGAGGUAUGAAUGUGUGAAAGAAGGCAAGGAAAAAGCAGGGAAUCAAACUCCCCUCAACAGGAUUUACACAGAGCUCUACAUCACAGAAGGAGAGAGUGAAGGGGUUAACAAUGAACAUGAGGUGUGGCAGCUAGAGACAGCAUCCAGGACACCAACCUCACAUGACACAGCAAUCCACUGCAAUGACAUCUUUAAACCCUUACCUGGCCAAGAGAGAAGCAUCAGAACCGUGCUGACGAAGGGCAUCGCUGGCAUCGGAAAAACUGUCUCUGUGCAGAAGUUCAUCCUAGACUGGGCUGAAGGGAAGGCAAACCAAGAUGUGGAUAUCAUAUUUGUGCUUCCUUUCCGGGAGCUGAACUUGAUCAAAGAUCUCCAGUACAGUCUUCUCAGACUUUUAAAUGACUUCCACACAGAACUAGACAUAGACAAUGCAAAGAAACUCACUGCCUGUAAAGCUAUGUUCAUCUUUGAUGGUUUGGAUGAAAGCAGACUUCCAUUGGAUUUCCAGCGCAACGAAACAGUGUCUGAUGUCACCCAGACAUCAUCUGUUGAUGUUCUGCUGACAAACCUCAUCAAGGGGAAUCUGCUUCCCUCUGCUCUCCUAUGGAUAACCUCCCGACCAGCAGCAACCAAUCAGAUCCCCCCUAAGUGUGUUGACCAGGUGACAGAGGUACGAGGGUUCAAUGACCCACAGAAGGAGGAGUACUUCAGGAAGAGAUUCAGUGAUGAGGACCUGGCCAGCAGAAUCAUCUCACACAUAAAGAAAUCAAGGAGCCUCCACAUCAUGUGUCACAUGCCAGUGUUCUGUUGGAUUUCUGCAAUAGUCCUUGAACACAUGUUGAGUACAGACAAGAGGAGAGAGAUGCCCACGACUCUGACUGAGAUGUCCAUACACUUCCUGCUCAUGCAGACCAGCCUGACGAACCAGAAGUAUCAUGGAAGAGAUGAGAUGGAUCAAGAGGAGCUCAUGGAGUCAGAUAAGGAAAUUCUUCUGAAGCUGGGGAAGCUGGCGUUUGAAAAUCUGGAGAAGGGUAACCUCAUGUUCUAUGGAGAAGACCUGAAAGAGUGUGGCAUUGAUGUCAAAGAAGCCUCAGUGUACUCAGGAUUGUGCACACAAAUCUUUAAAGAAGAAUCUGUGUUAUUUCAGAGAAUGGUGUACUGCUUUGUUCAUCUGAGCAUUCAGGAGUUUCUCUCAGCUGUCUACAUGUACCAUUGUUACACAACCAAGAACAUGGAUGAACUGAAGCCCUUCCUCAAGAGAAAGUCUAGAGCUGCGUCUGAAGAGCUAACCUUGGAUGAGCUGCUGAAGAAUACCGUGGAUAAAGCCUUGGAGAGUAAGAAUGGACACCUGGACCUUUUUGUCCGCUUCCUUCAUGGCAUGUCACUGGAGUCCAAUCAGAAACUCCUACGAGGUCUGGUGACACAGACAGAAAGCAGUCCAGAGAGCGUCCAGAAAACGAUCCGAUCCCUUAAGGUGAUGCAGAGGAAGAACAUCUCCCCUGAGAGGUGCAUCAAUCUCUUCCACUGUCUGAUAGAGAUGAAAGACCAUUCAGUACAGGAGGAAAUCCAAGAGUACUUGAGGUCAGAGGACAGAUCCAAAAAUCUCUCCCUUGCUCAGUGUUCAGCGCUGGCCUACAUGCUGCAGAUAUCAGAGGAGGUUCUGGAUGUGUUUGACCUGAAGGAAUACAAGACAUCAGAGGAGGGUCGUAGGAGACUGCUCCCAGCUGUAAGAGGCUGCAGGAAAGCUCUACUCACUGACUGUGAACUCACAGACACAUCCUGUGAAGUGUUGGUCCCAGCUCUCAGUUCAAACUCCUCACACCUGAGAGAGCUGGAUCUGAGUAACAAUGACCUGAAGGAUUCUGGAGUGAAGCUCCUCUCUGCUGGACUGGGGAAUCCCCACUGUCAACUGGAGACUCUGAGACUCACUGACUGUGAACUCACAGACACAUCCUGUGAAGUGUUGGUCCCAGUUCUCAGCUCAAACCCCUCACACCUGAGAGAGCUGGAUCUGAGUAACAAUGACCUGAAGGAUUCAGGAGUGAAGCUCCUCUCUGCUGGACUGGGGAAUCCCCACUGUCAACUGGAGACUCUGAGACUCACUGGCUGUAAACUCACAGACACAUCCUGUGAAGUUUUGGCCUCAGUUCUCAGCUCAAACCCCUCACACCUGAGAGAGCUGGAUCUGAGUAACAAUGACCUGAAGGAUUCAGGAGUGAAGCUCCUCUCUGCUGGACUGGGGAAUCCCCACUGUCAACUGGAGACUCUGAGGUUGUCGCUCUGUGGAGUCCAAGAGGAAGGCUUUGAUUCUCUGGUCUCAGCUCUGAGGUCAAACCCUUCACACCUGAGAGAGCUGGACCUGAGCUACAAUCACCCAGGAGACUCAGGAGUCAGACUGCUCUCUGCUGGACUGGAGGAUCCACACUGCAGACUGGAGAAACUCAAUGUGGAACCUGGUGGAGUGGAAACAAUCGAACCUUGGCCUAAAAAAUAUGACUGUGAUCUCACACUGGACCCAAACACAGCAAACGAACAGCUCUCUCUGUCUGAGGACAACAGAAAGGCGACACGUAGGAGAGACAAGCAGCUGUAUCCCGAUCACCCAGAGAGAUUUGAGAUCUGGAAACAGGUGCUGUGUAGAGAGGGUCUGACUGGGUGCUGUUACUGGGAGGUAGAGUGGAGUGGGAGAGGGGCUUACAUAGCAGUGACAUAUAAAGGAAUCAGCAGAAAAGGAGUGGGUAAUGACUGUGUGUUUGGAUUAAAUGACAAGUCCUGGACUCUGCUCUGCUGUGAGAACCGUUAUACUGCCUGGCACAAUAAUAACUCCAAUACCAUAGCCGUUCCCUCCUCCAGCUCCAACAGAGUAGGAGUAUAUCUGGACUGGCCAGCCGGCACUCUGUCCUUCUACAGAGUCUCCUCUGACACACUGACCCACCUGUACACAUUCACCUCCACAUUCACUGAGCCCCUCUAUCCAGGGUUUAGGUUUUACUAUGACACCUCAGUGUCCCUGUGUCAGGUGUAGGGCUGACCCCAUUUAGUCGACUGGUCGAUUGUUUGGUCGAUAGGCUGUUGGUCAGCCAAGAUUUAUAUAUAUAAAAAUGUUAUGGCACGUGAGACAGCUGUUUGAUUGACUUAUCCAUUGUGGAUGUCGCAGGGAUGGAACACCUUGUUAUUUCACCUUUAUUUAACCAGGUAGGCCAGUUGAGAACAAGUUCUCAUUUACAAAUGCGACCUGGCCAAGAUAAAGCAAAGCAGUGCGACAGA
Salvelinus namaycush (lake trout) is the source of this 3551-nucleotide messenger RNA. Its product is annotated as NACHT, LRR and PYD domains-containing protein 12-like. Gene Ontology annotation, molecular function: protein binding. Bases 232 to 3309 code for a protein of 1025 amino acids. NCBI's taxonomy places the organism in Eukaryota, Metazoa, Chordata, Actinopteri, Salmoniformes, Salmonidae. The transcript has 8 exons. The record is from RefSeq and is a predicted model, not a curated record.